Molecule: messenger RNA, 1858 nt
Organism: Coturnix japonica (Japanese quail)
Lineage: Eukaryota; Metazoa; Chordata; Aves; Galliformes; Phasianidae
Source: RefSeq, a predicted model, not a curated record
GGUCCUGACCCGCCCCCCAUGUGUCCCAUAGGAGACAUGUACAGCCACGACGGAGACGCCGACGAACCCGAGUGGGUGAAGACGGAGCGGGAGCAGUUUGUGGAGUUCAGGGACAAGAACCGCGACGGGAAAAUGGACCAGCAGGAAACGCGCGACUGGAUCCUGCCCGCGGACUAUGACCACGCCGAGGCCGAGGCCCGGCACCUCGUCUACGAGUCCGACCAGGACAAGGACGGCCGUCUGACGCAGGAUGAGAUCGUGUCCAAGUACGACCUGUUUGUGGGCAGCCAGGCCACCGACUUUGGGGAGGCGCUGGUUCGACACGACGAGUUCUGAAGGUUCUGACCCAGUGGGGAGGGAACCACCAACCCAUUAUUUAUUGUUAUAACCCAGCACGGAGAGUCCAACAGCGCCGGCACCGACCCCAAUGGGGGCAGCAUAUAAGGGGGGGGGGGUCUCCCCUCUGCCCCCUCCUCAUCCCCAACAUCCCCCCCCCACAACCCCCAGCCAUUCGGUCCCAGCACGGAUCUGUUGGGGGAUGCUGAGUUUGGGGCCAAAGAUGAGCAAUUUGGGGUCAGGUCCUGAGAUUUGGGGUCGUUUUGUGGGAGUUUGGGGCCAGUUCUGUAGGAUUUGGGGUCUGGUCUGGAGAGUUUGGGGUCAGUUCUGGGGGAUUUGGGGUCCAGUCCAGAGAGUUUAAGGUCAAUUCUGGGGGAUUUGGGGGUCGGAUCCUGAGAUUUGGGGCUGGUUCUAUAGGGUUUGGGGUCAAUUCUGGGGGAUUUGGGGCCAGGUCUGUAGGAUUUGGGGUCAGACCCUGAGAUUUGGGGUCAUUUUGUGGAAGUUUGGGGUGGAUUCUGUGCAAUUUGGGGUCAUUUGUUGAGAUUUUGGGGUCAGUUUGUGAGAAUUUGGGGCCGAUUUUGUGGGAUUUGGGGUUGAUGGCACAGAAUUUGGGGUCAAUUCCUGAAAAUUUAGGGCCGAUUUCACUGAAUUUGGGGUCAAUUCCUGACAUUUUGGGGCCGUUUUCCUGGAUUUGGGGUCCGUUGGUGAGAAUCUGGAGCCAAACCCACAGGAUUUGGGGUCAGUCCUGGACGUUUUGGGGUCAAUUCUGGAGAUAUCAAGACAAAUUCCCCCCAAUUUGGGGCUGAUGCCCUGGAAUUUGGGGUCAAUUCCCUGGUAUUUGGGGUCGGCUCUGAGGAAUUUGGGGCUGGUUGUUGAGAAUUUGGGCUCAUUUCAUGGGAUUUUGGGAUUUGGCCGCAGUGGGGCCAAGUCCUGCCUUUGGGGUCGGUUCUGUGCCAUUUGGGGUCCAUUCUCGGGUUUGGGGUCAGUUCUUGGGUUUGGGGUCAGUUCAGCCCAAUUUGGGGUUGAUUCUGUCCCAUUUGGGGUCAAUUCUGUCCCAUUUGGGGUCAAUUCUGUCCCAUUUGGGGUCGGUUCUGUUCCAUUUGGGGUCAGUUCUGUUCCAUUUGGGGUUGGUUCUUGGGUUUGGGGUCAGUUCUGUUCUAUUUGGGGUCACUUCUGUUCCAUUUGGGGUUGGUUCUUGGGUUUGGGGUCCAUUCUGUUCCAUUUGGGGUCAGUUCUGUCCCAUUUUGGGUCGGUUCUUUUUCAUUUAGGGUUGGUUCUUGGGUUUGGGGUCAGUUCUGCCCCAUUUGGGGCCAGUUCUGUUCCAUUUGAGGUCGGUUCUGCCCCAUUUGGGGCCAAUUCCUACCCAUUUGGGGUCAGUUCUGUUCCAUUUGGGGUCGGUUCUGUUCCAUUUGGGGCCAAUUCCUACCCAUUUGGGGUCAGUUCUGUCCCAUUUAAGGUCGGUUCUGUCCCAUUUGUGGCCCAUUCCCAACCAUUUGGGUUCAAAUCAUGGCAAUUCGGCUCA